AUGGCCCCAGCGCAGGAAAACCGCACCUUCAGCUCCGACUUUAUUAUCCUGGGCUUUGGGGACCUGGCUGAACUACGAAUCUUCUUUUUUGCGUUCUUUCUGAUCAUGCACCUUGUCACCCUCGUGGGCCACACCACCAUCGUGCUCAUCACCCUCUUUGACUCCUGCCUCCAGACCCCCAUGUAUUUCUUCCUGCGAAACCUGUCGGCCAUCGAAAUUUGCUAUACUUUGGUCAUCGUCCCCAACAUGCUGGCUAAUUUCCUGUCCAGGAGCCAGCGGAUGCCCUUCCUGGGCUGUGCCCUGCAAAUGCAUCUCUUCAUUGCCCUGGGCGGAGCGGAGUGUUUCCUGCUGCUGGCGAUGGCCUAUGACCGCUUCGUGGCCGUCUGCAAGCCCCUGCACUAUAGCCUCAUCGUCACCAGGGUGCUGUGUGUGCGGAUGCUGGCUCUGGCGGGCACCGGCGGCUUUGCCCUCUCCCUCACGCUCACCACCCUGAUAUUCCUCCUGCCCUUCUGCCAGUCCCAUGAGGUCAAUCACUUCUUCUGUGACAUCCCCGCCCUGCUCCUCCUGGCCUGCUCGGUCACGCGGGCCAAUGAGGUCGCCGUCUUCCUCGUCUGCGUGUUCAUCCUGCUGGUUCCCUUCUCGCUGAUCCUGCUUUCCUACGGACACAUCCUCGCUGCCGUCCUCAGAAUCCGUGCAGCCGAGGGCAGGAGCAAAGCCUUCUCCACCUGCACGGGCCACCUGCUCGUCUCUCUUCUGCACUACGGCUGCGCCAUAUUCAUCUACAUCCACCCCAAGGCAUGCUACGCCCCGGAACAGGACAAAAUCGUCUCCUUGAUCUACACCAACGUGACCCCCAUGCUCUACCCUGUGAUCUACAGCCUGAGGAACAAGGACGUCAAGGGUGCCCUCAAGAGACUGCUGGCGAGCCCCGGGCGCAGGAGCUGA
This is a messenger RNA of Phacochoerus africanus (Common warthog), 945 nucleotides long. RefSeq names its product olfactory receptor 10Q1-like. The transcript has a single exon. The coding region runs from base 1 to 945 and encodes 314 amino acids. The record is from RefSeq and is a predicted model, not a curated record. Gene Ontology annotation, cellular component: membrane. NCBI's taxonomy places the organism in Eukaryota, Metazoa, Chordata, Mammalia, Artiodactyla, Suidae. Gene Ontology annotation, biological process: G protein-coupled receptor signaling pathway. Gene Ontology annotation, molecular function: G protein-coupled receptor activity; olfactory receptor activity.